Thamnophis sirtalis is the source of this 248-nucleotide messenger RNA. NCBI's taxonomy places the organism in Eukaryota, Metazoa, Chordata, Lepidosauria, Squamata, Natricidae. The record is from RefSeq and is a predicted model, not a curated record.
CAUUCCUUCCGUCCAAAAUUUCUUUAUGAAGCAGAGCAGCUGAAUAGUCAAGGUUUUAAGCUUUAUGCUACACCAGCAACUUCAGCAUGGCUCAAUAGUAAUGGGAUACCUGCUUCUCCAGUUGCCUGGCCUUCGAAGGAGAACUCGGAAUCCACACUUCCUCCAGUCAAACAGCUCAUAAAGGAUGGGAGCAUAGACUUGGUAAUUAACCUUCCCAACAACAACACCAAGUUUGUGCAGGACAAUUA